UCGCGCGAGCGUUUCACCGUGUGCUCUUGUUUGCAUAAUGGCGGACAAAGAAGUGUUAAUGCGAGGAAACGACGAUAAAGUUUUACAUGCAAUAUUUCAUCCACAUCUUCCACUUCAGCCAGAAAGUGAGUUGCUCGUGGACGAGGCAGCAAACGAUAAAACAGAUCAAGAAAUACCGGAUGCUUUUAAAAAAAUCGAGGUUGAUGCAGUUAACCAAGCCCAAGAUGGAAAUCUUCUUUACAGUUUAGAUCUGUUUAAUAGGCUUGUUAAAGAACUUCCUAACUAUGCUUCCGGUUAUAACAACAGAGCACAACUAUUUAGAAUUCAAGGGGAUAACGAUUCUGCAUAUGAAGAUUUAAACAAAGCCAUUUUGCUAAGCAGAGGAAAAGGUCGUGUGGCAUCACAAGCCUUCGUACAAAGAGGACUAUUAUAUAAACUGAAUAAUGAAAACGAAAAAGCCACAAAGGAUUUUCAGUCAGCAGCAAAACUUGGAAAUACUUUUGCUAAGCAGCAGAUAACAGCAAUGAAUCCUUACGCUGCAUUGUGUAACCAAAUGUUAGGUGAGAUGUUUUCAAAAAUAUACAACGGUGAGCCUGACAUGUGAUUUUGUCCAAUAAGUUUCGCAGUAAAUACUCAAUAUUUUUUGUUACUUGUGUUAAUUGAAGGUGUAAAUAUUUUUAACUUUCUGAGAAUUGGGUCGGAUUUUAGGUCUUAUUUUUUCACUUUCCUGUACCACGAAGUUUAACUCACUUAGUUGUAAAACAUUUUUGUACGACAAAACAAAGUGCAUUUGUAAUUUCAUAUUUAGUAGUAUAAUAGUACAUUAUAUUUAAGUUUUGUUAUUUUUUAUAUUUAAUUUUAUGGAUAUCUGCCUUGUAAAUUUCGCCAAACUGUAUAAAUAUUUUGUAAUCAAACUCGCAGUUGUAGUAAACAGUGUGUAUCAUAAAAUAAAGGGGCAUACAGAA
Messenger RNA from Hydractinia symbiolongicarpus, 965 nucleotides. RefSeq names its product tetratricopeptide repeat protein 36 homolog. Gene Ontology annotation, molecular function: protein binding. The transcript is spliced from 2 exons. NCBI's taxonomy places the organism in Eukaryota, Metazoa, Cnidaria, Hydrozoa, Anthoathecata, Hydractiniidae. The record is from RefSeq and is a predicted model, not a curated record. Gene Ontology annotation, biological process: cilium assembly. Bases 38 to 604 code for a protein of 188 amino acids.